Octopus sinensis (East Asian common octopus) is the source of this 840-nucleotide messenger RNA. Its product is annotated as homeobox protein 2-like. The coding region runs from base 1 to 840 and encodes 279 amino acids. The record is from RefSeq and is a predicted model, not a curated record. Lineage: Eukaryota; Metazoa; Mollusca; Cephalopoda; Octopoda; Octopodidae. The transcript is spliced from 3 exons.
AUGAUUCAGGAUUUUCUGACUUCUGUGUCAGCAUUGGAAAAGAUAUACGAUGCGCAAGUAGAGUUUUCUGUUGAACCAGAUGAAAUGAAAGAAGAAUACUUACAAGAAGAUAACGACGAGUAUAACGACGAUUAUAACGAUGACUAUAUCAACGACUAUAUCAACGACUAUAACGAUGACUAUAAUAACGACUAUAACGACGACUAUAACGACGAAUAUAACGAUGACUAUAACGAAGACUAUAACGACGACUAUAAAGACGACUAUAUCAACGACUAUAACGAUGACUAUAACGACGACUAUAACGAUGACUAUAACGACGACUAUAUCAACGACUAUAUCAACGACUAUAUCAACGACUAUAACGAUGACUAUAAUAACGACUAUAACGAAGACUAUAACGAUGACUAUAACGACGACUAUAACGACGACUAUAUCAACGAUUAUAACAACGACUAUAACGACGACUAUAACGACGACUAUAACGACGACUAUAUCAACGAUUAUAACAACGACUAUAACGACGACUACAACGACGACUAUAACGACGAGUAUAACGACGAUUAUAACGAUGACUAUAACGACGACUAUAUCAACGACUAUAACAACGACUAUAACGACGAAAAUACCGACGACUAUAACGACGACAUCACCGUUUUCUCUAAGAAGAACAAAUCCAAAAUUAUUUAUCCACAUUGGCCUUCAGCUUUAAAACCAGUUGCUCAUACUGCUGAAAAUAUUCCAAUUCCGGAACACUACAACUACAAACGCUGGACAACAACAACAUUAAUUGUGGAAUAUUUCAAGGAAACUAGUUAUCUCCUUGGUUAUUCUGCGUAG